Messenger RNA from Cantharellus anzutake, 589 nucleotides. RefSeq lists its product as uncharacterized. The record is from RefSeq and is a predicted model, not a curated record. The transcript has 3 exons. NCBI's taxonomy places the organism in Eukaryota, Fungi, Basidiomycota, Agaricomycetes, Cantharellales, Hydnaceae. The coding region runs from base 87 to 398 and encodes 103 amino acids.
GGUUGCCUACUUCCCCUAACUAUUCGCAAGACGUAACCGCGACCAACGCAGAGAGUAUCAGCCCAGUGAUAUCCGACCCCCCAAAGAUGCUCAAGGCCUCCUCGGAUGGCAACCACCUCGCAUCUCGUUCUCCUUCACCCCCUGCUACUGGUGCGGCGCAAGAGGCAGGGCCGAAAAGCGUGGCAUUCGCAACCACGAGCAUUUCCAGAGGUGGUGAACCUCCCUUUGUUAUCCAUCAAUCUGAACGAACUUUAAACCGAACCUCGCGAUCACCGUCACCGUUGGCAAGCCAGGAAAGUUCCGCGCAGAUAAUACCAGCUCGUACUCAAAUAUCGUCAGGGAACGAUAGAAACCUCAAUACUGAACUCGACACAGCUGGGAUGCAGAAAGCAGAAUGACAAUCAUUGAAUAGACAUCUAAUUGCCACGCCCCUCUCCGCCAGCUUCCAAAACCAGGGGCACACAUUCACUGCCAGCUCACCCCUAGAACUCAUGAAGAGAGUGCAAUCGUUGGGCUUUUUUAUUCUGACGUCAAAUUUGGCACUGCGCUAGAACUGGCGCUCUGGUUUGUGUGUGCUACGUAAGGAUGU